AUUUCACCGUUACCCGCCGUUUUCCUUCCCUCUCCACGGUUCAACGCCUACACUUUCGCUACAUCAAUUCCCCUUUCCCCUUUCCCCUUUAUUCCUUCUACCUGCUUUCCAACCAUUUUAUAAAAUAUCGGCAAUGGCACCAACAAAGCUCGAAACUGAAGACCACGGCCGUGAUGCUGCUUUCAACAGAGCCAUGCACGGCAAGUCGGCUCAAGAAAAAGCCGGCUUCUUGGCUAUGCUCACGAAGGAUAAGGAAGCCCAGGGUGCUGCUGUCGAUGAGUACUUCAAGUUCUGGGAUGGAAAGGGUGCCGGCCAGGAGACUGAGAAGGACAUGAAGGAGCGUGUUGAGAGCUAUGCUACCUUGACCAGACAUUAUUAUAAUCUUGCUACGGAUCUGUACGAGAAUGGCUGGGGUCAAUCAUUCCAUUUCUGCCGCUUCUACCCUGGAGAACCCUUUUACCAGGCCAUUGCUCGUCAUGAACACUAUUUGGCUCAUAUGAUGGGCAUGAAGGCGGGAAUGAAAGUUCUUGAUGUUGGGUGUGGAGUUGGUGGUCCUGCUAGGGAGAUUGUCAGAUUCACGGAUGCCAAUGUCACCGGAUUGAACAACAAUGAUUACCAGAUCGAUAGAGCUACACAGUACGCAGCAAAAGCUGGAUUGUCCCACAAAUUGGACUUUGUCAAAGGAGACUUUAUGCAAAUGUCUUUUGAACCUGGAACCUUUGAUGCCGUAUACGCCAUUGAGGCCACCGUACAUGCUCCUAGUCUUGAGGGUGUCUAUUCUCAAAUUUUCAAAGUGUUGAAGCCUGGCGGUGUUUUUGGAGUGUAUGAAUGGCUCAUGACCGACAAUUAUGAUGCUUCCAACGCCAAGCACCGCGAGGUUUGCCACGGCAUUGAAGUCGGCGAUGGUAUUUCACAGAUGGUCAGGAUCUCAGAAGCUCUGUGCGCCAUCAAAGCAGCGGGUUUUGAGCUUGAAUUCCAUGAGGACCUUGCCCAGAGAGAUGAUGCCAUCCCCUGGUACUACCCGAUUGCCGGCGAAAUGAAGUAUGUCCGUAGCCUCGGAGACUUCUUCACUGUCCUCCGCAUGACCAAACUUGGUCGUGGGGCAAUUCACAAACUUAUUGGCGGACUGGAGACCAUAGGGGUCGCCCCUCGGGGGACACAGAAGACUGCUGAUUCUCUCGCUGUUGCCGCCGACUCUCUAGUCGCUGGAGCUCAGCUCAACCUUUUCACACCCAUGUACUUAAUGGUUGCCCGCAAACCUAUGAAUUAGAUAAACGGUGGGAUAUUUCUCUCGGGGGGGUGGGGAUAAAAGGUGUUUUGGCAAUGGUCUCUAGAAAAUAUUAAUGACUCACCAGUCACGUAUAAUAGAAUUUCUUCCUUUAUCAUGAUAUUCCAUUUAUCCAUUACUAUUGUUUGGGGGGGGGUUUUCUUUUUCUGGAGUAAUAAACUCGGGUUAAUGGAACAAAUUUUGCCGCCUCCCAUUCUCACUGUACUAAGUUAAAUUCUUGGAAUUGGACUUAAUGCGGCGCUAUCCCGAUGAUAUUGUAUUUUCUUACACUAGAUGACUUCAAUGCCUAUCUCAAACACUAUCGAC
This is a messenger RNA of Tuber melanosporum (Perigord truffle), 1594 nucleotides long. RefSeq lists its product as uncharacterized. Gene Ontology annotation, molecular function: sterol 24-C-methyltransferase activity. Lineage: Eukaryota; Fungi; Ascomycota; Pezizomycetes; Pezizales; Tuberaceae. The coding region runs from base 134 to 1270 and encodes 378 amino acids. Gene Ontology annotation, biological process: ergosterol biosynthetic process. Gene Ontology annotation, cellular component: endoplasmic reticulum. The transcript has 7 exons. The record is from RefSeq and is a predicted model, not a curated record.